UGUGUGUGAUAUGACUGCUUUUGAUUGUCCAUCCCUGUGAGCAGUGCCCAUCGAUAGCAGCAAUAUGACAAGCUACACUGACAAAGGAGAAAAGCCAGAGCGAGGCAAAUUUGUAAAGUUUCACCAUCUGACAUUCUGGGUGGGCAAUGCUAAACAGGCAGCAGCCUUCUACUGUGACAAGAUGGGCUUCGAGCCUCUUGCCUACAAAGGCUUGGAGACGGGUAGUAGAGACGUAGUGUCCCACGUCAUAAAGCAGGAUAAGAUUUUAUUUGUCUUUCAGUCUCCACUAAACCCUGGGAAUGAAGUAAUGGGUCGUCACAUCAUAAAGCAUGGAGAUGCAGUUAAGGACAUCACAUUCCAAGUAGAAGACUGUGACUUCUUAGUCCAGAAAGCCAAAGAGAGGGGAGCAGUAAUUGUGAAAGAGCCGUGGGUGGAACAGGACAACUACGGCAAAGUUAAAUAUGCUGUUGUUCAAACUUAUGGAGAUACGACCCACACAUUGGUUGAGUACCUGGGUCCCUACAAAGGUCUAUUUUUGCCAGGAUACAAAGAACCUCUCUUUAAAGACCCCUUCCUCCCAAAGCUGCCUUCAGGCUGUCUGAACUUCAUCGACCACAUUGUGGGAAACCAGCCAGAUGAUGAAAUGGUGCCCAUAUCAGACUGGUACCAAAAAUGUCUGUUGUUCCACCGCUUCUGGUCCAUCGAUGAUAAGCAAAUCCACACGCAGUACAGCUCUCUUAGAUCCAUCGUGGUCACCAACUACGAGGAGACCAUCAAGAUGCCCAUCAAUGAACCAGCACCUGGGAAAAAGAAAUCACAGAUUCAGGAAUAUGUGGAUUACAAUGGAGGACCUGGAGUGCAGCAUAUUGCCCUGAACACCUCAAACAUCAUCCAAGCUAUUAUGAACCUGAAAGCCCGAGGCAUGGAGUUUCUGUCCACUCCAGACACCUACUAUGACAGCCUGCGUGAGAAACUUAAGACGGCCAAGAUCAAAGUGAAGGAGGACCUGAAGACCCUGCAGGAACUCAAAGUCUUAGUAGAUUUUGAUGAUAAGGGCUACCUGCUCCAGAUCUUCACCAAACCUGUGCAGGACCGACCCACUCUCUUCCUAGAGGUCAUCCAGAGGCACAACCACUUUGGUUUUGGGGCUGGAAACUUCAAAUCUCUGUUUGAGGCCAUCGAGAAAGAUCAAGCUGCCAGAGGGAACCUCACCACUCUCACCUCAGAUGGCAAUGCCAAGAUUUUCAACUGACAAAUUUACACAAAAGAGUACAGAGUUUAUUAAUAAAAUAUGGCCUAUCAAAUCAUACAUCUAAUUUAGGUCAUAUAAUUGUAUAUUCCUACAUUUAAACAUCAACCUGGUUGUCCACUUGCAGCUGGAAAGCACAGGACAGACCAAUAUCAUGCCAAUAAAGCCAAUGUUAAACAUAAA
Molecule: messenger RNA, 1432 nt
Organism: Trichomycterus rosablanca
Lineage: Eukaryota; Metazoa; Chordata; Actinopteri; Siluriformes; Trichomycteridae
Gene: hpda
Product: 4-hydroxyphenylpyruvate dioxygenase a
Exons: 14
Coding region: 65-1252 (395 amino acids)
Biological process (GO): L-tyrosine catabolic process
Cellular component (GO): Golgi membrane; endoplasmic reticulum membrane
Molecular function (GO): 4-hydroxyphenylpyruvate dioxygenase activity
Source: RefSeq, a predicted model, not a curated record